UUAUUGGUUGAGAAGAUUCUUGAAUAUCAGACUGAUAUUUUAGAAUCUUCUCAACAAAUAAAUUUCACAGGUCAAAAUCCAUCCCAUCAUGUGAAUCAGGUAUGAUCAGUUUCGUAUAUAUUUUUGUAUACUUGUGUUUUUGGAGAUGCAUCAAAUGUUAGGAGUAGAUUUGAGACGAGAAAAAGGUAUUCUUCUCAAGGUGUUUCAUCUACAAAUAGAAUCCAAAAUGAUCAGAUUCAACAGCCGGAACAAUAAUACAACCAAGAACCCUCAAGGCAAUGAAAUAUCGAUUGGUUUAAUCACCAUUAUGCCGGAAGGGCUCUCGCUGUACCUUCAAUUAGGUGAUAACGCUCUUGGUUUCCAUGAUUCUCACCAACAUACUGAUGAUGCAAAUUUGAAUUUACUGAUAAAUAUGUAUGUGAGCUGGGCGAAGAAAAAGAAAUUCGAAAAGAAAAGAAGCAAGAAAAACAAAAGCCAAAAACGAUGAAGCAAAAAGUGUUUUUGAACUAUCUCUUAGAGGGUAUGAUGAAUAUAUUCAACAAGGACCUUUCUAGGAUAAUCAGCAAAAAGGCGAUACAAAAGAAUUCAAGGACCAACAGAAAUUAAAAUUUCUUUAAUUUCAUUAUCCUGAUGGUCCCCUAAUUCUAAAUUUUGGUUGA
Molecule: messenger RNA, 659 nt
Organism: Belonocnema kinseyi
Lineage: Eukaryota; Metazoa; Arthropoda; Insecta; Hymenoptera; Cynipidae
Exons: 2
Coding region: 146-487 (113 amino acids)
Source: RefSeq, a predicted model, not a curated record